AUGGCUGGGAUCGAAGACCUACCAGACGAGAUGCUGCUCUCAAUCUUUUCCUUCCUGCCAGCCUCAGAUUUGGUCCAGUGCGCUGCAGUGUGCCAGCAGUUCCACAGCAUUGUGUCGGGGUACACCCACCUGUGGAAAGGAAAGACCUACAUCACCCUCACGAGACCGGCGGAUCUCCACAGGGAGCACGUAGCCCUACGCGCUCUGCCGCUGCUGCGGGAAGUCUCCGUCGAAGUGGAGAACCGAUUUGCGGUGUGCGUCGUGUUCCCGCGCCUGGUUCUGUCAAUAGCAGACCUAGGAGCCCUGGAGCGCUGUCCGAGGCUGAGGUGCCUCUGUCUGUCGACUAGACUCAACAUCGCAGAGCACAUUAUGUCGUCUGGCUCAACUAUCGAUUUCGCGUUGCUCGAGAAGCUGGAGAUCGUCAAGACGCGGCCGCUCGACUGCCGGGGUCCGGACUUCGCUGACGCAGAUUUCUUGGUCAGCUCCGCCCUCGAGCUGUGCCCGAACCUCACGCAGCUCUUCGUGUGUGCGGAGAUCCUGUCGGCGGGCCUCCUGGAGGAGUCGGCCGGGAUCGUCCGGCUGCGGGCGCUGGGAAUCGAGUGCCCCACAUUGGAGAGACUGUCGUUCUUGCGGCGCUGCUCGGACGCGCUGGAGGAGCUGCGACUGGAAGGCUGCGCCGCCCUGCAGAUGGGGGAGGUCGCGGAGCUGCGCCACCUGCGGAGGCUGCGCCGGCUACGGUUGCACGGCUGCCGGGUGGCCGAGGCCGACAUGCGGCUGGUGGUGGCCGCGCUGGAGAGCCUCGAGUCGCUGCACCUGGACCAGUUCCACCUCGUCCGGGACCUGUCCUUCCUCCAGCCCUGCGGCCGGCUCAGGGAGGUCGGUGUCAGGUUCCCGCCGCUGGAACCGCCCGCCCACGCCAACGGCCGCGUGGUCCGCGCGCCCCUCUACCAUAUCACGGACGAGCUGUCCAGCGCUCUGCUGCGGCUGGAGGGCCUGGGCUACGAACGCCGCUGCCUGGACUACCUGCGCCCCCUGCUCCAGUGCCUCCAGCUGCGCCGCGUCUGCCUCUGCUUCCAGUGGAGGUCCAGUCGUGUGGCGGUGUCCAGCCAGUUGGUCAAAAUAAACUUGCGACAUCCCAAAGAAAGACGACGGGGAAGUAAAUAUUAA
Schistocerca piceifrons (Central American locust) is the source of this 1167-nucleotide messenger RNA. RefSeq names its product F-box/LRR-repeat protein 7-like. Lineage: Eukaryota; Metazoa; Arthropoda; Insecta; Orthoptera; Acrididae. Gene Ontology annotation, molecular function: protein binding. The coding region runs from base 1 to 1167 and encodes 388 amino acids. The record is from RefSeq and is a predicted model, not a curated record. The transcript has a single exon.